AUGUUUAAUAUAGCUACUAUUGAUGAGAACUCUAUUACCAGUAUUGAGAGUUCUACUUUGGAAAGUCAUCACCCACAAGGCUCGCAAGACGUAUCAAGAACAGUAUUUGAAAAAAAAAUAAAGGAAAGGCAAGAAAUAUACACUCAAUAUGCAAAGAGGUUUGAGAAGGCGUUAGAAUUGUAUAAGAAAGAAAUGGAUAACGAUAAUUUUAUAAAAAAUUUUGAUAUCUUAGUGGGACUAUUCAUGAAGACUAUUGGUGAGUGUAAAGAAGCCUUACAAGCCCGUAAACAACAAGGUACUCAAAGAUCAAGCAAUAAAAAACUUGCGUUCUGGUUACGUUAG
Messenger RNA from Cetraspora pellucida, 342 nucleotides. The record is from the annotation of a GenBank genome assembly. Lineage: Eukaryota; Fungi; Glomeromycota; Glomeromycetes; Diversisporales; Gigasporaceae.